CGUUUGCUGAUAGGCUUAAACCUAAAUGAUAACCUCCACCCCUUAGGCUUCCGGGAUCUCUACUGGGUGCUGGUCAUAUCUGCCACGCCCCCUCGUUUUCUAUUGGGUGAGGCGGCACACUGGCUAAUGCUGGUUAAUUCCCCAGCAGUAGCAGGCUGAUCACACUGCGGGACAUGGAAGGAUCUCUGAUGAAAUGGACCAAUUACCUGUCAGGCUGGCAGCCACGUUAUUUUGUAUUGGACGGAGGCAUCUUAUCAUACUAUGACUCUCAGGAUGAUGUUGGGAAAGGAAGUAAAGGAAGCGUAAAAAUGGCUGUGUGUGAAAUCCGAGUGCACCAGGCUGACAGCUGCCGAAUGGACCUCUUCAUACCGAGAGAGCAGUGCUUCUACUUGCGUGCGGAGAAUGCAGCUGAACGGCAGAGAUGGCUGGUGGCCCUGGGCUCUUCCAAAGCCUGCCUUGGAGAUAUCACCACCCAUCAAGCAAAAGAAAUGAUUUCAGACAGCGAAUCCCUGGGAAGGAAACUGUCAGAGCUUCGGCUGUUCUGUGAUCUGCUUAUGGAACAAGUGAUGGAAGUAAAAGGAGCAGUGGAUGCAGAUGAUCCCAUAGAACCUCCCAACAAGGAGAAACUCGGUGCUGCAUGCUCUGUGUUACACGGGACCUGCUCUCACAUCUGUUCAACGCUAGACGAUUGUAUGAAGUAUGUCAACAACCUGCAUCCGCUGAUACAGAGCCCCCCUCUGCCUGUCCUGCCAGAAGAUGUUGUUGGCAGCAAACUUCCACAAAGCCGUAAGAUAAAACGUUCUAUCAGUCAACCAGCACCCCAGAGGACUGCUGCAUCACCAAGGCGGAGUAAUGGGGUGACAGUGGUAAAGAAUUUGGAGGAAAUGGCAAUGCGUGUACACUCUCGGGAACAGCAUUAUAUGACAUCUGGUAAUGGCAUUGUUGAUUGAACAACAUAUACGUAACCAGCCAAGCUGCCAAAUAGAAAGCUACCUGUUGUGAAUUCCGAAUUCCCUGAAGUAAUUCUAUUUUGGUCAGAGAACAUUUUUGUAUCCUAUUGAACAAUAUUUUAUAUAUUAAAAUGAAGGAUCGAGGGAAAUUUCUAUUUCUGAGUCAACAACUUUUCUUUGUUAUUUAUGUGUCCAGAAAUUGUGCAGUGAUACGCAACAUUUUGUAAUCUAAACUGUCAAUACAAAAUAAAAGAAUCCUUUUAUAUUUUUAGA
This is a messenger RNA of Rana temporaria (common frog), 1223 nucleotides long. RefSeq names its product pleckstrin homology domain-containing family A member 3-like. Gene Ontology annotation, cellular component: early endosome; trans-Golgi network; recycling endosome. Lineage: Eukaryota; Metazoa; Chordata; Amphibia; Anura; Ranidae. The record is from RefSeq and is a predicted model, not a curated record. Gene Ontology annotation, biological process: endosome organization; retrograde transport, endosome to Golgi; receptor recycling. The transcript is spliced from 8 exons. The coding region runs from base 174 to 950 and encodes 258 amino acids.